Molecule: messenger RNA, 2193 nt
Organism: Cygnus olor (mute swan)
Lineage: Eukaryota; Metazoa; Chordata; Aves; Anseriformes; Anatidae
Gene: ZUP1
Product: zinc finger containing ubiquitin peptidase 1
Exons: 9
Coding region: 88-1434 (448 amino acids)
Source: RefSeq, a predicted model, not a curated record
CGGCGGCGGCGGAGGAGGCGGCCUCGGCUGCCCCGGUGGGGAACGGCAGUCCUCGGCAGGGCGGGAGGCUGUGUGGCGGUGGUCGCCAUGUUGGUGUGCGACGGGUGCGGGCGGGCGCUGCCCUGCGAGGCGGCGCGGCGGCACCCCCGCUGCCCGCCCUGCCAGGGGCUCCGGCGGCACGCGGCGGCGGCCCGGCCUGAGGCGGCGGGGAAGGAGCCGGGAGCGCACGGGUGGAGGCUGCUGGGCGCCCCCGGUGCGGACACUGGAAAUGGUGAACAGCUAUACGAAUGUCCCAUAUGCAGUCUUACCUGUACAAACCUUCAGUUUCUUGAAGAACACGUGGAUUUACACCUAGAGGAACAUAGCUUUUCAGAAGGUGGAAACAUGAGAGAUCUAGAACUGGCUCAACAGCUCCAAAAUGAAGAAGAUAAACAGCAGAGACUGGAAGAAGAGAGGCGAGAGAAGGAAGAAUUUAAAAAGCUACAGAGACAGUAUGGCUUGGAUAGUUCUGGAGGCUACAAGCAGCAAUUCCUAAAGAACAUGGAAAGGGAGGUUGAUAGAGGAAGGAUGCAGCCUUUCGAAUAUCACAAGAGAAAAGCUGACAUGAUGGAAAGUUUGGCUGUUGGUAUAGAUGAUGGGAAAACAAAAACCUCGGGAGUAAUUGAAGCAUUGUGCAAGUACUAUCAGAACGAAAACAAAGAUGUGAGACGUGUUUGGCUUUCAGCAGGAGUAGAUCACUUCCACUCAUCUUUGGGUGACAAAGGCUGGGGUUGUGGUUACAGGAAUUUCCAAAUGCUCCUUUCCUCACUGCUGCAAAACAGCUUGUAUAAUGACUGCUUGAGAGACACUGCGCUAAUUCCUAGUAUACCGAAGAUUCAGUCCAUGAUUGAAGAUGCCUGGAAAGAAGGCUUUGAUCCUCAUGGGGCAUCUCACUUCAACAACCGAUUACGUGGUUCCAAGGCAUGGAUAGGAGCAUGUGAAAUUUAUUCACUGUUAACCAGUCUCAGGAUAAAGUGUCAAAUUAUUGACUUUCACAAACCGACUGGUCCCAUGGGUACACACCCUCGUUUGUUUGAGUGGGUUUUGCGUUACUAUUCUACAGAUAAUGAAGGUGGUACAAAGGUAGUGUGUACUUCCAGACCGCCUAUCUACUUGCAGCAUCAAGGUCACAGUCGUACUGUUGUUGGAAUAGAAGAGAAGAAAAAUAAAACCUUAUGUUUACUACUGUUUGACCCGGGAUGUCCUUCUCAGGAAAUGCAGAAACUCUUGAAACAAAGCACAGAUGGUACUGGUCUCAAACUACUUCGGAGAUUUGUGGGUGGCUUAAAAGAAAAGCAGUACCAGAUAGUUGCUGUAGAUGGCAUCCUCACAUUGGAAGAGAAAACCGCUCGCUGCCAUGCUUCUUGGGUCUUAACAGCAGAGAAGAUUCCUUAAAGGAUGCCUUUACUAUCUCCUUCUGGAAUCUGUUGGGUGUGAAACAUUAAACGGAUGGACUGUGACCCUAACUUAACAUUUUCUAGACUUAAAUUAUGCCUUGAACUAAGUUUCAGGGGCCCUGGAAAAGCACAACACUGGCGUUAACCUGUAGUUUUGAUCUUCAGUCAAAACACUUCUGUCCAGAUGAAUCUGUAACUCUUCAGUUUUAGUUCUUACCUUAGUAGAAAAUUGGGUAUUUUCUUAGUUGCUUAAAUUGCAAAUUAAUACUCACUUUCCUGAGCCAAACUAUUUACCAGAGUUAACUGUCAAUAAGUAGUGGGUAAACAUACUGUGAAACUACUUUUUUUUGGAGUGCCUGUUGAAAUUUACCUCUGUAAAUGUAUUUAUACCACCUCUAUGGCUAAUGCUCCAUCUCUUAUAAAAUUUGAUCAAAUAUCACAUCUUCUGCAACUUCUCCUGCAACUACUUGCAAAGUACAGAGACAGUUCAGUGAUUUCACAUGGCAUGGUUUGUUCCACCAGGGAUUAAUUUGCUACUGCACUUCUUUUUAAUUAGCUGGCUUCUCUACAUGCGCCACCUGUAAACACAAAUGUGCUUAUGAGGUGGGUCAGUGUUAGUGUGGGGCAUGAGAUCAAAGACAGUGGUGUCCAAAGGGUGGUGUGUGUGUUCUAGGGGUGUGCGCAAGACAAACCGUGGGGCCGUGGAAAGAAAAUAUUUUUUGUACUAUGAAUAAAUGAAAUAUUUAUUUUUAAAAAA